CACUUCCUCGACACAAAGUCACACUCUUUUCGGGCCUUUUGUUGCCUUGCUUUGUCCCGCUCGCUUUUUUUUUCUUGCAGAAUAACAACGGCCAUGUCAUUCAGCAACGCGGUCAGAACAAGUGCCUCAGCAGCCUUGCGCAAACCUAUCAAUCCGUCACGGCCAGUUCAACAGUGUCUCUCUCAAUGCCACGCUAGAGUGGCCCUUACACGUCUGACGCCUGCUGCCAUGUCAGUGCGCUGGCAAACUACUGUUCAGUCGGAACAACCUGCAGAAAAGAAAAGAUAUUCGGACGUAACAAAGAAGGUGGUGUACGGAAUGGCACGGCUAUUGGGCUACUACUCAACUGGUUCAACAGCGAUUCGUGCUAGUCAUGACUUAUAUCGCACCUGUGCCGAACACGCUGAAAAGAACAAGGACUUUUUUAUUGAAGCAUGCAACCUUCCCGAUAACUUCCAAUCAUGGUUUUCAGUAACUCAAUUACACGUAUGGAUGCUGAUGGUGCGUCUACGAGAGGAAAAAAAUGGCAAGCUCUAUAUCCAGGAGCUAGUCAAUCGGCUGUUCGAUGAUGCCGAACACAAGAUGCGCUCACACGGUAUCACACAACAACGUAUGAUCAACAGUUACAUUAAAGACCUUCUGGCUCAAUUCCACGGCGGUGUUGUUGCCUAUGAUGAAGGCAUGUGCAAGGAUGAUCCAGUAUUGGCAGCGGCAUUGUGGAGGUAAGAAGUAUAUGAGACUCUGAAAAGCAUUUCAAAGAAAGAGACUCUUAUCAUUGGUUUUUUUCUAGAAACCUUUUCGCACCCACAUCCAAUAAUGCUGCACAUCUCGCAUACGUUGUACAAUAUAUCCGACAAGAACUUAAGGCACUGGAUGAGUUUGAUGGUGAAAAGCUCAAUGCAGGCAUUGUGCAGUUUGGCAAACCACAAGCAUCGAUAUAGGAAUAGUUGGUCAUUUACAAUUCUAUUCCUUUUUCCCCCAUCCCAUAUCUACUACCACCACAAUAGAAGCAUGAAUCGCAUCAGUUGCAAUAAAUGAAGUGUCAACAGGACAAUUAUGUAUGUAUUGGGUGUCGUUGCAGCGUGCGGACUGUCCUAUUUUGACAAGUAAAAAAUUUUAAACCUCUGGACAAAUACACUACGAAUUAGUGUUUGGUCUUAAACACUUCAAAUCCCACAAUAGAUUAAAGAUCGAU
Molecule: messenger RNA, 1195 nt
Organism: Zychaea mexicana
Lineage: Eukaryota; Fungi; Mucoromycota; Mucoromycetes; Mucorales; Lichtheimiaceae
Product: ubiquinol-cytochrome C chaperone-domain-containing protein
Exons: 5
Coding region: 94-726 (210 amino acids)
Biological process (GO): mitochondrial respiratory chain complex III assembly
Cellular component (GO): mitochondrion
Source: RefSeq, a predicted model, not a curated record